Messenger RNA from Cyprinus carpio (common carp), 2929 nucleotides. RefSeq names its product leucine-rich repeat-containing protein 28-like. Gene Ontology annotation, molecular function: protein binding. Lineage: Eukaryota; Metazoa; Chordata; Actinopteri; Cypriniformes; Cyprinidae. The record is from RefSeq and is a predicted model, not a curated record.
CUGUGGCGCUUGCGAUUUUUGAUGCGGGAAAAACUACAUUUCCCAUGAUGCUCUGUGCCUGUAUCCAGUGACGUAGACGGAAGGCUAGUGCUGUACACAAACAACUCCAGAGGUUUUCAAGAGGGAAUCAUUCUUCUUUCAUUCACUACAGGGCUACAAUAAUGGAAAAGUAGAAGCUGAAAGAAGGAAAAACUCUCUCGGCCAGAGACGGUUCUUGCAGACAUGGCGUCUGAUCUCCAUGAAGCGAUUUUUAUGGCCAAGCAAGAGCGACACAAGAAUCUUUUCCUGAACUACAGAAACCUCGUCAGUUUCCCCGUGGAGCUCCUCAGAGAUGAAGGGAUGCAGUUCCUGGAGCGUCUCUUCAUGAAGAGAAACUCCCUCACAGCACUUCCAGAGAACCUGGCUCAGAAACUUCCCAACUUGAUAGAAUUGUACCUGCACUCAAACAAUAUUGCGAUAAUUCCUCAAGCAAUUGGCAAUCUAGUGAAGCUGCAGUCACUGGACCUGAGUGACAACGCUCUUCAGCUCAUCUGUCCAGAGAUCGGUCAGCUGCGCUCAUUACGACAUCUCCGAUUGGCCAACAAUCAACUGAAAUUCCUCCCGCAAGAGCUGGGAGAUCUCAGAGAGCUGGAGACUCUGGACGUGUCCAUGAACCUCCUGAGUACUCUUCCGGAGCGUCUGUAUCAGUGUCUGUCCCUGCAGUGUCUGACGGCAGACCGCAACCUGCUGCACUGCCUUCCUCGCCAGCUCUGUCUGCUGCCCGACCUCAAUGAGCUCUCCAUGGCUGCCAACUGCCUGACAUCUCUGCCCCUGGAUCUGGGGCGCUCCAUGGAGCUGCAGUUUGUCUUUGUGGACAACAACGCUCAUCUGACGGGACUUCCAUCCUAUCUUUAUAACAAAGUCAUCGGCUGCAGUGGAUGUGGUCUAGCCGCGCAGAUCUCUGACGUGAAGCAGCUCUGUCUGACGCUGGGAGAUGUGACUGUUCCUCUGCCCUCUGAAGUGAAGGCCAUCGGCUCCGAGACUGACCGCGUGUUGCCUCUGGAGGAGCUGGCGUGCAGAGUCCUACAUGCGGCCCACAGCUGGACCAGUAAGGAUGUGAGGUUCCUGCUGCCCAAGAGUCUGCUGGAUGUGGUCCGGUGGCCUCUGGGUCACUGUCACCGCUGUAGUCAGCCCAUGUUCACCAUCGUCUACCCUAAACUGUUUCCUCUUAGAGAGACCGCACUCGCAGGAGUGCACAAGAGAACCACUGUGAGUUUUGUAGCGUACUGCUGCUCUAGCUAUUGUCUGAGGACCUUUGACCUGCAGGGAUGACGUCUCACAUCUGCUCGUGGUGCUUUCAUCUUCACGGAGGACUUGAAGAAUAUCACCAGAGAUCUCCUGAGCUUCUGAGACAUUUGACAGAUCUUCAUAACAGCCAUUACAUUAUGUCCUUCUUCUUCUGUGUGUAGCAGCAUCUAACAAAAGCAGCAGUUGGUUAAUACUGAUUACAUUUCACAAAUGAAUGUAGAAAGAAAUGAAACAAAGUGUAUUUCAACCAGUGGCCCAAACUUCAAACUGUGAAGUAUUGUUUGUGUUGGGAUUGUUACGGUUUACUGUAACCAAAAAGGUUCAGGCUUUCAUCGGUGGAGAAACGUAACAUUUAGUCUGUGUUUUAAAAACUACCAUCUUGAUAUACUUAAAACUGACGAGUUUUAGGUGAGAUAUGGAUGUUUUUGUUUCCAUUUGAAAGGAAAAUAGAAUUGUUUUUUGAGAUCCCUUUACUGAAAUGUCAUGUUACUUCAGAUUCAUAUCUCACUACUGUUUUUAACCGUGACACAAUACUUAACUUUAAAAGUGGCUUUUUAGAGAUAAAUGUUUAAUUUCAGUCUGAGGCUGUCUGAAGUGUUUGUAUGCUGUUGGAAGUGAGUGAACCAGCAUGCAUUAGCUCUUUUCAAAGAAAAUCACGUGUGACUGUUAUAAAGUGCCAAUUGACUUUUAUGAAAAACAUGCAGCUGAUUGUAUUGAAGGCAGCUUCAAGGGAUUGUGCUAUUUUUGUGUGAGAGAAUAUUUUCACAUGAAUUGUGGAUAUUUGCUGGUACUACACUACAACCAUCACUGUUCAGCUUUCAGUAUUUUAAAUAUUCUCUGUCUCUUUAAUUAGAUGUGAGCAAGAGGAUGACUUUCUUAAAGGGAAAGUUCACCCAAAACUGAAAAUAACCCCAUGAUUUACUCACCUACAAGCCAUCCUAGGUGUACAGUAUAUGACUUUCUUCUUUCAGACAAAUACAUUCAAAAAGUCCUGGGUCUUCUAAGCUUUAUAAUGGCAGUGAAUGGGUGUUGAGAUUUUGAAGCAAAAUAAAGUGCAUCCGAUCCAUGCAUCCUGCAUAAAAAUACUCCACAGAGCUCCAGGGGGUUAAUAAAGGCCUUCUGAAGAAAAGCAAUGCGUUUGUGUAAGAAAAAUAUCUAUAUAAACUGUAAUCUCUAGCGUACGACAGUUAGCGGAAGCUAGAGAUUACGGUUUAUAGAGUUUUAAAUACGGAUAUUUUUCUUACAAACGCAUCACUUCGCUGCAGAAGGUCUUUAUGUGGAGUACUUUUUAUGAUGGAUGGAUGCAUUUUAUUUUGCUUCAAAAUCUCAACCACCAUUCACUGCCAUUAUACAUUUUUUAAUACUCCGAUCGUAUUCGUCUUAAAGAAGAAAGUCAUAUACACCUGGCUUGAGGGUGGGUAAAUCAUGGGAUCGGUUUCAUUUUUGGGUGAACUAUCCCUUUAAGUUAAUAUGUGGAUGUUACUGUUUUCUUAAAUAAGCCAGGUCUUCUACAGAAUUUUCUCUUAAGAGUGUUAGUUCAGCUCAACUUUUGACAUGUUACACUGUCAUUUCAUUGGCUCUUAUAACUGAACAGUUGUGCUCUUUUGUAAUGUUUGGCAAUAAUAACAAUAUUUAAAACCUC